UUAUGCUAUUUGUUUUACAAAGUUGUAGCCGAGUGUAGUGAAAGUCAAGGUCAGGACGUGAUGGCGGCCGGCGAUGACAGAAUGGAGCUUCAAGUUUGGAAGGGAGAUUGGGGAUUACCAUCCAUAGACCCUAACUGCCUUGCCGUUUUGGCUUACUGCAAAUUUUCUGGUGUGCCAGUUGAUGUAAAGAUCACUGGAAAUCCAUGGAAAUCACCAUCAGGAGAGCUGCCUAGCUUACGGCAUGUGGAGACUACUGAGACCAACGUUCAAGACAUUUUCGCAUACUUGAGAAAGCAGAAUUGGGGAUCUGACUUUGAGCUUUCAACAAAGCAGAGUGCUGAUGUGGUUGCCUUCUCUUCAAUGUUAGAAGAAAAACUUCUACCUGCCAUUCUACACUUGUGGUGGGUUGAUGGGAAAACUUUUGUGGACUUCACCAGACCCUGGUAUGCGAAAGUCGUUCCUUUUCCAUUAAACUUCUUCUUGCCUAGCCAGAAACAGAAAGCAGCAUCACUGAGGGUUUUUCUUACCAAAGGUGGAGAAAAUAUAUCUGACAGUGAUGUUGAAGUAAAGAUCUACAAAGAAGCCAAGGAGUGUCUGAAUUUGCUGUCCUACAAGCUGGGAAGCCAGGAGUACAUGUUUGGCAAACAACCUUCAUCUUUAGAUGCUAUUAUGUUUGGAUACCUUGCUCCAAUUCUAAAAGCACCAUUGCCCAGUAACCAGUUACAAACACAUCUAAAGCAGUGUGACAACUUGGUGAACUUCAUUAACGAAAUACUACAGCGCUACUUUCCACCAAAUAGACCAGAGACUGAAGCAAGACACCAGAAAGAGGACGAAGGUCGACGAACAGAUAUCAGCACAGAUGAUGCAGAGUUUCCUCACAAACGUCGAAAUAUGAUUUUGGCUGCAAUAUUUGCCAUCACAGCCAUGCUGGGCUAUGCAUUCAUGAGUGGACUGAUCCAGUUACAUGUUGUGGAGUAUCAGCAAACACAAACUGCUUGGUCAGAAAGCAGCACUAAGAGGUCCAAUAAGGAUCAACCAUCUGGUGAUUCUGCGCCAGACCCUCUUUUUGAAGAACAGCAGAAUGAAAAUCAACAGUAGGUUCAGGCUUGAUGGGUAAAGAAUAACAUAUAAAGGAAUAGCAGCCUGGCAACAUUUGGCUGCCCAAUAAUGUGUUUGUAAGCAAGCAGAGCUGUAUGGUAUAAUUGGUACAGUUGAGGAAGAUGCAGGCCUUCAUCAUGCAUAGAGAGGGUGGACAAGUGCCUGAGAACAGGAGCAUGAAAGAAGGAAUGAUGACCAGAGAUAACUAUUGUUAUUGCAUGCAUCAACCCAGUAUGUAUAAAGAUAAGGUUCAGAAGAGUGUUUCAUUAUCCAUGUAUAAUGUGGGUCAUGAAUACGUGUUUUUUAUUUUGCAAACUUGGAGGACUUGUAAAAAGAGAUGAAAGCAAGUUUUCUGUACGUGAAUAGUUGCAUUCAAAAACCGUUGUUCAUGUAGAAGUUUUCUCCCUUAAAACAGGCAGAAUCCAAUUGUAUAAGGAUUAGCUGAAGAAUAUGGAAAACAGUACACUUGACACUGCUGGUGCAAACUGGAACAGACUGAAGUUAUGGUGGUAAUGUCAAAAGGCCUUAACUGUAGGACAUAGCUUUAGUGAGGUGAUGACUGAAAGGUUGCCUUGGUUUGUAUGCCUUCUUUGCUUAUGAUGCUAGAUAUAUUUGUUUUGAUAAAGGUGUUUACUUCCUAG
This is a messenger RNA of Pomacea canaliculata, 1742 nucleotides long. Its product is annotated as metaxin-1-like. The transcript has 8 exons. Gene Ontology annotation, biological process: mitochondrion organization. Bases 61 to 1101 code for a protein of 346 amino acids. Gene Ontology annotation, cellular component: SAM complex. NCBI's taxonomy places the organism in Eukaryota, Metazoa, Mollusca, Gastropoda, Architaenioglossa, Ampullariidae. The record is from RefSeq and is a predicted model, not a curated record.